This is a messenger RNA of Ambispora leptoticha, 224 nucleotides long. Lineage: Eukaryota; Fungi; Glomeromycota; Glomeromycetes; Archaeosporales; Ambisporaceae. The record is from the annotation of a GenBank genome assembly.
AAUGGGCAGACGAAUACAAACCAAUUCAAAUAAUAGACCCAACAUGGUAUAAUACAAUCACGACAAAGAUCACAUCCUCCAAACUAGAGAUUAUAAUCAAAGAAGCACCCAAUACAAAGGCUACUGGGCCCUCAAAAAUAUCAAAUGAAAUGUUAAAACAUCUAGGCCCUCAAGCGAAAGCCACAAUCUUAAACCUAUUAAACAACUGUCUGACACUAUAUGAC